CGUGUGCGGUGGGGCGAGGCGCGCCGGCGGCGAGCGGUACCAGACAUCGCCGGCCCCUCGGGCUCUCCACGCUGUCCUCCCGUACCGGACUUCACCUGUUUGCACACCAGUCAGUAAACACGGAGUCGGUGACUUAUUAAUCCCACCCCUGACAGCGAGGCGGAGAGCGGCAGCGGGAAGGAUGGAAACAGGUAUACAUACUCCAGUUUGCGAGUCAUUUUAUACUCGAAUGGACUGGCUGAAACUCGGUGAAUAUCUGCAGUCCCUGUUGCAGUUUGUGCGGCGGGGGGAGAAAAUAGAACUGGAAGACAGAUGGGAUCACAAGGCAAUGGGAACCAUGUGAGAAAUGAUUCUGGAGAACUGUCACAGCUUGUGGCCUUGGCCAGCCCCUCCAGUGAACUCAUUGGGGAGCCUCCUUUCGCCCAGGGCCAGGCAAGCUCUGGCCAGCCCCACCAUGUUGUUGACUUUCCUGCCCAACCAAAGGAUACAAGUGAAGUGGAGCAAGGUACAGACUCCCUGGGAUAUAUAAACAGAGCCUUUGCUGGAGAGCCUCCUCCAUAUUCUCCACCAGAUCCAAAGGCAGUGCACCUCCUCUACCCUUUCUAUGAGGCACCUUUCACGGGACAAUUGCCUGUCAUGUACCAGCCAGGAGCACAGGAUCAAGUCUUUUACCAGAACCAGCAAGCCCUACCCGGAAACUACCCUUUCUCAAUUUAUAAUUAUCCAUUGCCCGGAUUCCAACCAGCUCAGGAACAAAGGAGGCCUCCGAAGGACUACAUGGUGGAGUCGGUUCUGGUCACUGUCUUCUGUUGCCUUCUGUCAGGAAUCCUGGCCAUCAUCUUCUCACAUGAGACACGGAUGGCAAUUCUCAGAGGUGACCACGAUCAGGCAGAGAUCACCUCGAGGAAGGCGCGGAUUUUGGUCUUGUUCAGCCUGCUCUUUGGGGUCUUUGUUUCCAUCGGGUGGGUGAUAUAUGUGGUGGUGACACUUUACUUCGCUUGAUUUGCUGUGUCCCCCCCAUUGGGUGAGACCCCGAUGCUUUGAGAAAACUUUGCAACACGGACCUGGAGUUUGAAUUGUCACCUUACAGGCAUUUCUCUUUUACACUUGUCUUUGGAAUGAGGGCGCCCCGACCCCCAGUUACCCUAGGCCUUCGUGGACUGCUACAGUUUGAGAGUUCCAGGACUCUAUUGAAGGAACGGCUAUUUUAUGGGAACCGUGUCACUCGGAGAAGAACACGAAGUGGUGGUGUUCCCAUCAUUCUACUUUCUCAAUUUAAGUGUCGAAACAUGACUAUCCUGUUCCUUUAUCUGUUCCUUUCUGGUCCACUGUCUGCUGGAGAAAGUCCAGGAUUGACCGGUCCAACUCAUGCUCUGUGAGACCGCCCGACGCAAACAGGGACGUACAUUGCCAGAGUAUGUGUAUGCCUGUGGAAGGUGAAGUGAGGACUGAAACGGUCUGGGCUUUGACUGGGCGUGGCUGGGUGCCAGAGUUCACACACGCUUCAAGGGGCCUGUGGAUCACAUGGUGUUUAACCCAGUGUGAGCCAGAAGCUGAGUAAACUGAACCAGUAACAGAGUUUGUUGUGUUCCGCAGUAACAGGGCUCCAGUCCAACAACAUGGCUAAGUUAGGCACUGCAGUGUUGGGUUGAGAGAACCUUAUUAUGUUUAUGGAGAGAUCAGAUAUGCAAACGUUAUACAGCCUGAUGGUUGAGGAAGAAGCUAUUCUUGAAAUGCUGAGUAUAUUCCCAAUUCCGUACCUUCUCUCUGAUGGUAGCAAUAUAGAGGACAUGUCCCAGAUGGUGAAGGUCCUUCAUGAUAGAUGGCGCCUUCUUGAGGCAUCACCUCUUGUAGAUAUCCUCGAUGGAACUGCCUGAGCCUGCAGCCUUCUGCAGUCCCUUGUGAUCUUGUGCAUUGGAGGUUCCAUAGCAAUCUUGUGGUCCUGUUUUCCCGAUGAGUUGUCCUCCCUCAGUUAAGUCAGGGUGAAAGCCUAAUCCCUGAACUACACUGACCAGUAGGAAAGGUUUGGGCUAACACCCUUCAGAAGCUGGAAUUAUUGACGUUGGUGAAACAACCUUGGACUUGCAAGUUCUGAGCAACUUUUCAGAGCUGAAAAAUAUGACAGCUGAAAGGGAGCUUGACCUUUGCAGGUGACAGCUGUUCCUUGGCUUUCAGACCAUUGCUGUCAAUAAUUAACGAGAAACCCUGGCACUCAGUGAGGACGUUGAUGUGGUUUCCCCAGGGUGUCCUGUUGCCCAUUCUUCAUAUUGUCCAGAAUUCCCCAGGAGGUGAGGAUUAUUCUCCAGGAUGUGGCUCCAACCAGCUGAACAAUGAUGAUCACAGCAGUUCCAGGAACAUGCUUAAUCCUUGCCAUUUUGAGUUAAUAAUUCAAACCAAGCUGUUUCACCAACAGUCAGACCUAAUCCUUUAGAGAAUCCAUUAGAGAAUCUGUUUGCUUUCCAUUGGCCUCACAGGAUAGACCAGGAGAGCUGAUAACAAGGAGAGAGAGCGAUUCAUCCAGAAAAUUUUUUUGCUUAACUGAAGAAGCACCCACCACCCAAUCCUGUCAACAUAUUGUCCCGUCUUUUCUCCCGAUAUGUGUUAGAGGCCAUUCAGUUCACAAACUCAUUUACCCUCCACUUCUCUGGCGUAGGAAAAAUAACUCUUCAGUUAUGUGCUGACUGCGUUUAUAAACAGAGCUAUAGUAAUUACUAAAUUCAAAGUUCGAUUUUAACCACUGUAACACACAGGUGAAAGCUUCCGGUGUGGCUGCUGUAAUGUGCCCGUCACUGGUGACACUUAGCAAGUUGUUGAGGACCUGAGAAUUGGGAUAUAGGAGCAACUUUGAGAUCCAUCAUCCUCUGGCAUUUCAUGGGACAGCACAGUAGUGUAGUGGCCAAGUGUUUAAGGCAUCGGUCUAGUGAUUUGAAGGUCACUAGUUCAAGCCUCAGCUGAGGAAGCGUGUUGUGUCCUUAAGCAAGGCACUUAACCACAUAUUGCUCUGCGACGACACCGGUGCCAAGCUGUAUGGGUCCUAAUGUGGAGAGGGGAGACUUGCAGCAUGGGCAACUGCCCGUCUUCCAUACAACCUUGCCCAGGCCUCAGUCAUCAUCGAAAAUUGAUGGACAGCCAUAGCAUGGUGGUUAGCACAACGCUUCACAGUACAGGCGAUCCAGGUUCAAUUCCCACUGCUGUCUAUAAGGAGCUUGUAUGUUCUCCCCAUGACCAUGUGGGUUUCUUCCACAGUCCAACAACAAGCCAGUUGGUAGGUUAAUUGGUCAUUGUAAAUUGUCUCGUGAUUGGGCGAUUGCUGGAUGGCAUGGCUCAGCAGGACAUAUUCUAAGCUGUAUCUCAAUAAUAAACAAAAAACAAAUAAACAAACAUGUUAAUGUCAUGUUUGCAAACAGGCGGAUUCAGCUGAGGGGAACUGUUCCUGCCUACCCCUCCGCCCAACCCUCACACACACAUUCAUUGUAAGGUAGAUGGCUGAGGGCGGUGAGGCCUCCUUCACCUGGGAGAUGACAGGUGGAACACAGUGGCAGAGGCUGGUGUUGCCCUCUCACUGUCAGGGGGAUUUCUCACCAAACUGAUUCUGGAGUCUUAGCACCUGCAAAGUUAAAAUUAUAGAUUCAGAUGGAUAAUGCAAGUACUCAGCAGGCCAGGCAGCAACUCAGGGGAGAGAAACAGUGUCAAGACAGCAGAAUUGUAGACAACUUCAACCAGUGUGAAUUCCACAACUCAUAAAGUCUCAAAUAAACACUCGUGCAGGGAAAAGAAGAGACUUUAAAAUGAAGGGAAUGUAGGUUACUCAUUCCAUUCUGUCACUCUGGGCUAAUGUGAUAUUUCAUAAAACAUAACAUACUGCCCGAUAUUUGAAGCACACUAUGAAGUAUUUGAAAUGUGGGAUCACUGUGUUGUGGUUCACAGAAUCACUGCUCUGGGCAACAUGGUGGCACUUUAACUGCGACCUAGGUUCAAUUCCUGCCGCUGCCUGUAAGGAGUCUGUGUGCUGUCCCUGUGACUAUGUGGGUUUCCUCCCACAGUCCAAAGAAGGUUAAUUGCUUCAUGAUUAGGCUGGGAUUAAAUCGGAGGAGUUGCUGGACGGCAUAGCUCAAAGGGCUCGAUGUGCCUUUUCUGUAUUGUAUCUCAGUAAAUAAAUACGAUAUUUGAACGCUAAACCAUCUUAGCAAAACACUGAAUAUUUGGUACCAUUUUGACCCCAAGCAGAUAUGGACAGAUGUUUUUCCCCAUUUAUAAUAAAGAAACAAACGUGCUCCUCUUGUGCCUUGAAUUUAGAAUUUGUUCUGGCAUUCUGGAUUCAAUUUAGAUUUAUUUUAGCACAUAACUUAUUUUAAAAUCAUUCUAUAAUAAUUGAUGAAAACCAAAAUGAUAAAAGUCAUUAAGGAAAUUGGGACGUUGUGAUUGUAGACUAUGAAACGUUUUAAGUGUAUUGGAAUGGAGUGUGGGAUGUGUUUCUACUGUGGUGGAAGGAGUGAAAUUUCAAUAGUUUUGUACAUAUUCAUCAGCACUGCUACAUUGUGUGGAAAAAAGUAUGGAAUAGAAGAUGUAAUAAAAUUUAUUUAAAUCGUU
Hypanus sabinus (Atlantic stingray) is the source of this 4590-nucleotide messenger RNA. Its product is annotated as proline rich transmembrane protein 1B. The transcript has 4 exons. Gene Ontology annotation, cellular component: membrane. Lineage: Eukaryota; Metazoa; Chordata; Chondrichthyes; Myliobatiformes; Dasyatidae. The record is from RefSeq and is a predicted model, not a curated record. Bases 313 to 1002 code for a protein of 229 amino acids.